GCAGUGCWGGACWGCUAUAAAAGGCAGCCCAAGUCUCUGCUCUCUCAACCACUUCUCUUGCCUCCUUCUCCUCAGGAAUCAGGUGCACCUGUGACCCCGAGCCAUGUCCUGCUGCCCACCCUCCUGCAACCCUUGCUGCCAGCCCUGCGGCCCCUGCCCGCUGGCCAACAGCUGCAAUGAGUGCUGUGUCCGCCAGUGCCAGAGCUCCACUGUGGCCAUUGAGCCGCCUGCUGUGCUGGUGACCCUGCCUGGCCCCAUCCUCAGCUCCUUCCCUCAGAACACCGUGGUGGGAUCUUCUACCUCUGCUGCYGUUGGCARCAUMCUCAGCUGUGGYGGAGUGCCCAUCAGCUCUGGGGGCUUUGACCUCUCCUGCAUCACCAACUGCUAUGGUGGCAGCAGGUGCCGUCCCUGCUAAAUCUGCUAGCGACAUCCUUGGGCAAGGUUCUCCAAGACACCUGAACCUGGUUCCGGGUAGAGACUGAGCUUUGGGACAUUGUAUUUAGUGUCUGAGCUAUUGUUCCCUUCUUCUACUCUUCCAAUUCUUUAUUUGCCAUCCAUGUCUCCCCAGGCCAGUCUAGUGGGGACAUGUUGCCCUCCCUCCCUCUUUCUGAUGGGCAGAUUGACACUCUGCAGGAGCCCCACUGCAUUUUAGUUGCUGCUUCUGGUCCUGUCCAUGAGCCACCGCUUUUUCUACCUUACAUUCAUUAAAGCUGUGCAUCCAAA
Malurus melanocephalus (red-backed fairy wren) is the source of this 723-nucleotide messenger RNA. RefSeq names its product feather keratin Cos1-2-like. Bases 104 to 415 code for a protein of 103 amino acids. Gene Ontology annotation, cellular component: intermediate filament. NCBI's taxonomy places the organism in Eukaryota, Metazoa, Chordata, Aves, Passeriformes, Maluridae. The record is from RefSeq and is a predicted model, not a curated record. Gene Ontology annotation, molecular function: structural constituent of cytoskeleton. The transcript has 2 exons.